AUGAGCAAAUUGCUCAUCAAGCAUGGUGUCUUCUCCAGCCCUGUGAACACCGUUUCGACGUACCUCUGGCCCAGUAGAGGCUUCACAGGCGUGAUCAGUGCAGCAUCAGCCUAUAUCUUCGCCUAUGUCUGCCAAGUGAAUGUUCCCCACAUUUACUCCGAGAUGCACCCCUCCAAUGAGAAGCACCUCCGCCACGUCUCUUUCGCGUCGGUCGUUCUUUGCUUCGUGGUGUAUGUCGCCGUUGGAACUUGUGGGUUUUUGACAUACGGGAGCAUCACGAAAGCGAGUGUCGUCCAGAGCAUACGAGAGGACUUUCUUCACGGCAACAGCUUCGUCACUGUUGCUUUCAUCUUCAUGGGUAUUGCAGUAUUGGCUGCAUCCCCCCUCAAUAUCUACCCCUUAAGAGCAGCUAUGAUAGAUACCAUCAAGGGCAUCACUGGUCGUACCAAACUUAAUCGAUAG
This is a messenger RNA of Perkinsus marinus ATCC 50983, 462 nucleotides long. RefSeq names its product amino acid transporter, putative. The transcript has a single exon. The coding region runs from base 1 to 462 and encodes 153 amino acids. The record is from RefSeq and is a predicted model, not a curated record. Gene Ontology annotation, biological process: amino acid transmembrane transport. NCBI's taxonomy places the organism in Eukaryota, Perkinsozoa, Perkinsida, Perkinsidae. Gene Ontology annotation, molecular function: amino acid transmembrane transporter activity.